Tupaia belangeri chinensis (Chinese tree shrew) is the source of this 2052-nucleotide messenger RNA. Its product is annotated as calpastatin-like. Gene Ontology annotation, molecular function: calcium-dependent cysteine-type endopeptidase inhibitor activity. Lineage: Eukaryota; Metazoa; Chordata; Mammalia; Scandentia; Tupaiidae. The record is from RefSeq and is a predicted model, not a curated record. Gene Ontology annotation, cellular component: cytoplasm.
AUGGCAUUUGCAAGCUGGUGGUAUAAGACGCAUGUCAAUGAGAAAACCAGUGGAUUACCUUCAAAGCCAGGAGAGAGGAAAACCAAGGCUAUAAAGACAGAGCCUGAAAAGAAAUCACAAUCAACUAAGCCAUCUGCGGUUCACGAGAAAAUAUCCCAGGAAGGAAAGCCAAAGGAACAUACGGAGCCAAAGAGUUCACCCAAGCAGGUACCAGACACAGGAAGCAAGCAUGCUCCUAAGGAAAAAGCAGUUUCCAGAUCAAGUGAGCAGCCAACAUCAGGGAAGUCGACAGAACCAAAGACAAAGUCGCAAGACACCAUUUCUGCUGGUGGAGAGAGCAUCGUUGCUGGUGUAGCUGACAAAUCAGGUGACAAGAAAAAAGAAAAGAAGUCAGUAGCUCCAGCUGCACCUGCUGACUCCAAACUGGAUAAACCAUCUGGAAAGUCGGGCAUGGGUGCCACUUUGGAUGACUUAAUAGACACCUUAGGAGCACCUGAAGAAGCCGGAGAUGAUAAUACAGCAUACACCAGACCAGAAGUUUUGGAUCCAAUGACUUCGAUCUACAUAGAAGAACUGGGUAAAAAAGAAUCCACAAUUCCUCCAAAAUAUAGGGAACUUCUGGCUAAAACAGAAGGCAUCACAGGACCUCCUCCAGACUCUUCGAAACCCAUGGGGCCAGAUGAUGCUAUCAAUGCCUUGUCGUCUGACUUCACCUGCAGUUCUCCCACCCCUGGUGGAAAGAAAACUGAGAAGGAGAAAUCUACAGGAGAAGUUUUAAAAUCUCAGUCCGCUGGGGUAAUCAGGAGUGAUGCUCCACCCCAGGAGAAGAAAAGAAAGGUGGAGAAGGCAAAAGCGAAAGAGGAAAAACGAGAGAGGUGCGGUGAGGAUGAUGAGACAGUGCCGUCCGAAUACAGACUGAAACUAGCCAAGGAUAAAGAUGGAAAACCAUUACUGCCAGAGCCUGAAGAAAAACCCAAGCCGCUGAGUGAGUCAGAACUCACUGAUGAACUUUCAGAAGAUUUUGACCAGAGUAAACAUAAAGAAAAACAGUCUAAACCAACUAAAAAAUCAGAAGCAUCUAAGGCUGCUGCCCCAACCCCUGUGGCAGAGGUGGUGCCUCGGACCUCCACCUGCUCAAUACAGUCCACUGCAGCCAAGCCAGCUGCCUCGAAGGGCACGGUGCCGGACGAUGCUGUGGAAGCCUUGGCUGGUAGCCUUGGGAAAAGGGAAGCAGACCCAGAAGACGGAAAACUUGUGGUGGAUGAAAUCAAGGAGAGAUCCAAAGAAGAAGACCAUGAAAAACUUGGUGAGAAAGAUGAAACAAUUCCUCCUGAGUACAGAUUAAAAGAGAUAAAGGAUAAAGAUGGAAAACCACUCCAGCGAAGUGCCCAAGUGCUUCCUCCUUUGAGUGAAGAGUUUCUUCUUGAUGCUUUAUCUGAGGACUUCUAUGGUCUCCCAAACACUUCAUCUUUUAAAUUUCAAGAGGCUAAACUUGCUGCUGCCAUCUCUGAAGUGGUUUCUCAAAUCCCAGCUUCAACCCCCCAAGCUGCAGGCCCACCCCCUGACACUCUGCAGAGCAACAAAGAACUGGAUGACGCCCUGGAUAAACUUUCUGACAGUCUAGGACAAAGGCAGCCUGACCCCAAUGAGAACAAGCCAAUGGAGGAUAAAGUAAAGCAAAGGGCUAAAGCCGAACAUAGAGACAAGCUAGGAGAAAGAGAUGACACCAUCCCACCAGAGUAUAGACACCUCCUAGACAACGACAAGAAGGACAAACCAGCAAAGCCACCUACAAAGGAAUCAGAGAAACCCAGAGGUGACCAAGACCAUGAUGCCCUCUCAGAGGAUUUAGACAGCUGUCCCUCAACUACAGAAACCUCACAGAAGUCAGCAAAGGACAAAAGCAAUAAUUCUCGUACCAAAGUGUCCAAGAAUGGAAGAAAACCAAAGGAUUCAACAAAGACAACAGAGGAAACUUCACAGCCAAAAGCUGAUGAAGGAAAUACAAGUUAGAGUUUACAGUAUUUGGGUAUCUGCAUAUAAAAUCUUCAG